This is a messenger RNA of Oncorhynchus tshawytscha (Chinook salmon), 1640 nucleotides long. Its product is annotated as protein krueppel-like. The record is from RefSeq and is a predicted model, not a curated record. Gene Ontology annotation, molecular function: DNA-binding transcription factor activity, RNA polymerase II-specific; RNA polymerase II cis-regulatory region sequence-specific DNA binding. The coding region runs from base 426 to 1172 and encodes 248 amino acids. Gene Ontology annotation, cellular component: nucleus. Lineage: Eukaryota; Metazoa; Chordata; Actinopteri; Salmoniformes; Salmonidae. Gene Ontology annotation, biological process: regulation of transcription by RNA polymerase II. The transcript has 2 exons.
CAAUCACUGUUGAUGAGGGGAGUGGAACCUCAACCCAGCAUGUUAUUGUGAUAGAGUCUGCAGAUGCAGAGGCUGCAGGUCUUGGGGUCAAGCUGGAGAGGUCUGAAGGAGAGGAGGACCCACGGCACAGCAGAGACUUCCAGACUCGUGCGGCUAGAGAGCCCCCUGUAGCCAUAGAGGUCCCCACCACUGCCCCAGUGCGGCCCAGGACCCGACGAAGCAUCACGGAGGUCAGUGGAACGCCGAACGCCGUCCUCAAGUCAGACACGAAGACUUUAUUGGGGCUGGGGCGACUGGGCUGUCCUCCUGCUCCCUGCACAGAGUAUUUACUUUACGGUAGCCCGAGGACGGUUCUGUCCCGUAAGGACUCUGGCGUGUUACAGACUCACAAUGAUCCGUCCUGUUCAUACGCUACAGAGACACAGAUGAUAUCUGGUGACAUGCCUGUGGGCUUAGAUACACAGACUAAUCCAAUGAGAGGGGACUGGAACCAGUACAGCAAUAGUGUAUACUCUGAAGGGUUCCUUGAUAAGAAAGGGGAGGGUCUGGUUGUAGAUGAGGUCACUGUGAAAGUGGAGAGCGACCCUCCUCUGACAUGGAAUGCAGACAAGACUCACUUAGGAGAAGGACACUUGCAGGGCAACACCAGUGACUUCUUAGACUACAGUGAAAGCUUAGAGACAAAUCUAAAUGUUGCGACCCACUCCCCUUUACACCAAGUGACCAUGUCGAUGGCACCUUCCAAUUCACAAGGCCAUGUUCUUUUUGAUCAGGUAUCGAACUCAAACGACCAAAAGGCCAAGGCGCGGGAAGGGGUAGCAACAACGGGUGGUAAAGAGAAGCGGUUCCUCUGCAUGUUCUGUAACAAAGGCUUCAACUGCUCCCAGAAGGUGGAGAUCCAUCAGAGGGUCCACACGGGGGUGAAACCCUUCACCUGUAACCAGUGUCACAUGCGCUUUGCCCAUGCGGGCAACCUGAAGAGGCACCAGAGGGUCCACACAGGGGUGAAACCCUUCAGCUGUACCCAGUGUCACAUGUGCUUCGCCCAGGCUGGUGACCUGAAAAGGCACCAGAGGGUCCACACAGGGGAGAAACCCUACAGCUGUACCCAAUGUCCCAUGCGCUUCGCCCAGGCAGGUGAUCUGAAAAGGCACCUGAAGGUCCACACGUGAGAAAGGCCAUUUCCCUGUACGCACUCCAGGAAGAGGUUCUCCGAAAGGAGCUACUUCAGGAUACACCAGCAGAAAAAACAGUUAACUCCAUAGCUUCUGAUGUGUACUUCAAACCCUGCAUUAAAGACAAAGAUUCAUUUUCAUUGUUGUCAACAGAAAAGAUCUACAGAUGCAUUUGGAAUAACGAGAGUAAUCAAUUUCAGUGUUGAAUAUUCCUGAGUAGAAUAUUGCAUCCAGACAUUGUGUGAUAUAUAAGCCUAAAAAGUAUAUUUCAUAUUGUGUUUGUACUGUGUAGGAUAUAUGAUGCUCACAAAUUAUGUUUCAUUACUUCCAUCCACUAAUACAUUUUUUCCCAAGACACUUUUAAUAAAAAAUGAAGUUCAUGCAGAUUUAUAUGUGUGGUAUUCAUAUGGUGUAUUUGGCACUUGUUUAUGUUCAAUAAACCCAAAAUGGGACUUUUCAUUCUAA